GGAGGCUACUCGGUAUGCUCUCUCUGGACACAGAUCUUUUUGUGAAUAUCUUUUGCAUUUCGACAGCUGUGCGAGUGACAAACUUUAGCGUAUGAGAGCAUGCAGGCCAAGAGCACUGCCUCCGACCGUAUCAGAUACGCUUCCAGCUUCGCAUUCGACCACAUCAUACGAUCUUUGUGUUUUACCAGGCAACAGAAUCUCAAGAUAUGUCGAACGCUAGUACUUUCAAAGUCAGACAACUUGGGAGCGACGAGGUCUUCGAGAGGCAUGACAUCUUCAUCAAUCCUAACUCUUUGGAUGCUCCUCCCACGGGAGCUUCAAUAGACCCGGACCUUAUCGCUUUUCACCAGGCCUUCCCAGAAUCAAAGGCUACUCCUCUGAUAGAGCUUCCACAAGUAGCCCAAGAACUGGGUAUCGGCCAUGUAUACGUCAAAGAUGAGAGCCUCAGAUUUGGCUUGCCUUCAUUCAAGAUCUUAGGAGCUUCCUGGGGCGUCUUCAGAGCCGUAUGUGAAAAGACGAGUCUUCCUUCAUCUUCGUCUCUUGAAGAAGCCGGACAUGCGGCUCAGAAGGCGGGCAUCAGUCUCGUUACCUGUACAGAUGGUAAUUGGGGCAGGGCCAUCGCACGCACGGCCAAAUACUUGGGUAUCAAAGCCACUAUUCAUGUGCCCAAGACUAUGGAUGAGGCAACUCGAGCGAAACUACGCGAUGAGGGCGCUAUCGUCAAUGCGGUCAAUGGAAGUUAUGACGACAGUAUCGCAGCUGCCAUGAAAGAGUCAGAAAGCUCAAAGUCAAUGCUUGUGAUGGACACUUCUUGGGAGGGCUUCGAAAGGAUGCCAAAGUGGGUUGUAGAAGGUUAUGCCACUAUGCAUGCUGAGGUUGAUCGACAGCUUGAGGAGACCUGCGGUAAAAGACCAAACCUGUGUAUCGCGUCUGUCGGUGUUGGGUCGUGGGCUCAGUCGGUCGUCAAUCAUUACACAGAGGAUGGGUCAUCAACCAAAAUCGUCACUGUCGAGUCAGAAGCAGCACCCUGCUUGAUGGAAAGUCUUCACAACAAGAAGAUCGUCUCAGUCGAAACAGGGUCAACGAUCAUGGAUGGCAUGAAUUGCGGCACCGUCUCUACUAAUACAUGGCCAACUCUGAGCACCGGCGUCUAUGCCUCCGUGGUAGUCAAUGAUCUCGAGUCUCAUCGAGAUGUUCUCUAUCUGAACAAUCAUGGUGUGAACGCAGGUCCUUGUGGAGCGGCUCCGUUGGCAGCUUUGAGGAAGCUUCACAAGAGAGGCGUGUUGCUACCAGAUCCUGAAGCUGUGGUUGUCUUGUUCAGCACCGAAGGAUAUAGAGACUACGUCGUACCUGCCUCGACCUAGGUUUCGAGACUUGUUGAAGGACUGAUCUCAGUGGACGGCUCCGCCGAUCUCAGAGACAUUGUGCGUUUUGAAGCACAAGCGGACGCGUCAUGGUCAAAUGCUUGUCAGAACGUGGUCGUCGAGACUUGUGCUGCUGGUGAAACCUUCAAUGCGCUUUGUCGAGCUCAGUGUAUAUUUCUACCUUGAUCGUACAUCGCAAGUCUCAACACGACUUUGCACAUUUGUUUGUGCCGCGCGUCAAGUUCAAUACUUCACCGAGUCUCUUUGAUCCAGAUACUUAAAUUCUUCAUGGCUUGAGAGUUCAUUCAGCUUGUUGACGGG
Molecule: messenger RNA, 1685 nt
Organism: Aureobasidium pullulans EXF-150
Lineage: Eukaryota; Fungi; Ascomycota; Dothideomycetes; Dothideales; Saccotheciaceae
Product: tryptophan synthase beta subunit-like PLP-dependent enzyme
Exons: 3
Coding region: 207-1364 (385 amino acids)
Source: RefSeq, a predicted model, not a curated record